This is a messenger RNA of Plectropomus leopardus (leopard coralgrouper), 2153 nucleotides long. Lineage: Eukaryota; Metazoa; Chordata; Actinopteri; Perciformes; Serranidae. The record is from RefSeq and is a predicted model, not a curated record.
CGGCUACUGGCUUGGUGUUAUUCUUUUGUGCUGUGAGGUUAUGAUCUAUAUUUUUUUCUAUAUUUCUAUAUUUUUUUGUAUUAGCUAUGUGUAAAGGUUUCUCUCAAAGGAAUACUUCACCCACAAAAUGACCAUCUGCUAAUCGGUCACACAUUCUCCAUUCUCAGGUGAAGAAACAGCUGCUCACUAUGGAACCAAAGGACAUACCAAAACCUCGAUGGAGUGUGGGCUCCAACUCUGGUCUACAGUAUGGCUCUUUUGCAAACAGCCUUUCAUCACUUACACCGAGGGCAGAGGAAGACGAGAAACCAGGAAUAUCACCCAGACGCGCCUACAUAGCUGUAGCCGUGCUCUGUUAUGUCAACUUGCUUAACUACAUGGAACGAUACACAAUAGCAGGUGUCCUCGCCAACAUACAGCAAUUCUUUGAUAUAAAAGAUAGUACGGCUGCACUUAUACAAACAGUUUUCAUCUGCAGUUUCUUGCUUUUGGCACCGCUCUUUGGUUACCUUGGGGACCGUUACAAUCGGAAAUACAUCAUGAUUGGUGGUUUGAGCGUGUGGCUUUUGACAGCAGCUGGCAGCUCUUUUGUCACCGCGUCGCACUUCUGGCUUCUGAUGCUGUUGCGAGCCAUGGUCGGGGUAGGAGAGGCCAGCUACUCAACCAUUGCUCCCACCAUCAUUGGUGACCUCUUCGUUGGGACUCAACGGAGCACCAUGAUCCUUGUCUUUUACAUCUUAAUCCCUGUCGGAAGUGGUCUUGGAUACAUAUUAGGAGCAGGGGUUGCUACUAUCACAGGAGACUGGCGCUGGGCUCUUAGGAUCACUCCCAUCUUGGGUGUGUUAGGACUUGUCCUGCUGGUCUUCUUAUGCCCUAACCCACCCAGAGGUGCUGCAGAAACCCACGGAGAAGGAGUAACAGGGAAGAGCUCUUACCUGGAGGACGUCAAGUAUCUUCUGAAAACUAAAAGUUAUGUGUGGUCAUCGUUUGGAGUGACAGCGACGGCCUUUCUCACUGGAGCCCUGGCUUUCUGGAUGCCUACUUUUCUGUCCAGAGCUCAGGUCAGUCAGGGUCUCCAACCACCAUGCGUCAAAGAGCCCUGCAACCCCACAGACAGUUAUAUCUUCGGCGCUGUGACGGUGGUGACGGGCGUUCUGGGAGGGUGUCUUGGCAGUGGUUUGUCAAGGUGGUUUAGGGACAAAGUCCCAAAUGCGGAUCCAAUCAUCUGUGCUAUAGGCCUGCUAGGAUCGGCUCCUUGCCUCUUCAUCACCAUCUUUGUGGCGUCAGCAAGCAUCCCCGCCACUUAUGUUUUCAUUUUCUUUGGUGAAGUAUUGAUAUCACUCAACUGGGCUGUCAUGGCUGAUAUACUGCUGUAUGUUGUCAUACCAACCAGAAGAUCCACAGCCGAGGCUCUUCAGAUUUCAGUCUGUCAUCUCCUGGGUGAUGCUGGGAGUCCUUACUUAGUUGGAGCGAUCUCUGAUGCCGUACGUGGAUCUCGAUCUGCAACUUUCGAUUUGAACUUCCGCAGUCUGAAGUACAGCCUCCUGAUAUGCCCAUUUGUUGGUCUUCUGGGUGGACUAUUUUUCCUGCUGUCUUCUUUCUACAUUAGUGACGACAGAAAGGCAGCUAUGCAAUUGGUUGAAGGAGAUCCUCCACCACAGCAGGGUCCUGAGCCCCAUAUGGAACUGAACAACGAGGACAAAAGCAGCAACUAUGCAAAUAAUGUAUCUGUAAAUAUUUAAACGUAACUUAAAAACUACUGAUGUUGACAACAGGAUGUUGGAGUUCAUUUGCAGAGAUCCAUUUUUGUCACUGUACAGUCGUAUACUGAUAACAGAAAUUGUAUUUUUUAACAGAUUAAGUCAAUGGUUGAUGUUAUUUGUAUUUCCCAAAAUUCGCCUAUAAGGGCUUUAAGUUUGUACAGCGUACAACACCCUCUAGACCCUUGUUUCCAUAUUUUUGAGUAAAAGUGGAAACACUUACCUUUUCUCAGUACUUUAAAAAAUAUUGAACUUGUUUGCUGACCUGUUAAUGUUAUUUCAAUGUGACCUUUCAUUCAGGGGCACUGUGCAGUAUACUUGAAAAGUACAUGCAUAUAUUUUCUUAAUGGAAAUGUUGUUUUUCAUUUUUCAAUAAAUUUUCAUGUAAAGCCA